GUUGUGAUACAUUAUAACUUGAACACAAUCAGAUGCGGUGGUGGGUGUGUGUGGCGGCGUGUGUGGUGGCGCUGCAGGUGGCUGAGGCUGGCAGGAUACUCUUCAUGGCGCCCAUCUCCUCCAAGAGCCACAAGAACUUCUACAUGGGCAUUGUCAACGCCUUAGCUGACCACGGUAACCAGAUUACAAUGGUGUCACCCUACAAGCCAGCCAAGGAGAGGACCAACGUGAGAGAGGUGGUGGUAACAAACGUGGAUAUUCUGAAGGUUAUCCCCAAUCUAUUUGAAGGGAAUAAGUUCUCUGGUCCUAAACACCUGAUGUUGGCUGUGCCCACUAUGUGCUCUGACGCCCUGUCCUCGGACGAGAUGCAAAAUUUGUUGAAAGAGAAAUUUGACUUGAUUCUUCUCAGUGCAUUCCUGGGAGACUGCCUCCUGUCUGUGGUUCACCAACUGAAGUUGCCUUUCAUAUACGUGAGCCCAGCAGGAAUGAUGUCACCUUUCACUUCACUGGUCGGCAAUCCAGACUUCCCGUCCUUCGUUGUGAACCCCAUGCUGGAGAUGAGACACCCCUUGACCUUCACCCAGCGAGCGAUCAGUACCUUGAGUGGUGCUGUGUUUGAUGGCAUCUUCAACUUCUACAUCGUGAGCAGCGUGGAGGCAGAAUGUCGACGGCGCGGGCUGUGUCCAGAUGAUAUGCCCAGCCUUUCGGAAAUGCGACGAAACAACAGCCUUUUGAUAAUAAACAG
This is a messenger RNA of Homarus americanus (American lobster), 745 nucleotides long. Its product is annotated as UDP-glucosyltransferase 2-like. NCBI's taxonomy places the organism in Eukaryota, Metazoa, Arthropoda, Malacostraca, Decapoda, Nephropidae. The record is from RefSeq and is a predicted model, not a curated record. Gene Ontology annotation, molecular function: UDP-glycosyltransferase activity.